Molecule: messenger RNA, 1866 nt
Organism: Aspergillus tanneri
Lineage: Eukaryota; Fungi; Ascomycota; Eurotiomycetes; Eurotiales; Aspergillaceae
Exons: 6
Coding region: 1-1866 (621 amino acids)
Source: RefSeq, a predicted model, not a curated record
AUGGAACCCAUCCAAGAGGAACUCGUUGUUCCCGAGCAUCUUUUAGCAUUUGCUUUGUCGGAGUCCCAGACAAGUCCAACACAUCCUGUCCACGACUCUGAAGAAUCCGUUGAGGAUAUCUAUUUACAGAAGAAACGACAGAGCGUCUCGAUCAGAUCGAACAGGCAGACGCCCCUGACAGCCAAACGAGCAAUGAGUCGUCGAUCAACGCUCGAAGGCGCAGCAAGUCCUUCUCUCCUGCAGGAGCGCAGGAUGGACGAAACAUCUGAAUGGUCUAACUUUGCAGAGAAGUCUCGGAUGAGUAGCCUAUGGGAUUUACAUAAGAAGGCGAGGUUGUCUAGUUCGAACCUUCGACGUAGAACUGGGUUCAGGAUCCUUUUUGAAUAUGGCGUAUAUAUCAUGCUUUCCGCCUUUGUUUACUUGGUCCUGGUGGGACUGCCUGUAUGGAAAGGCGCCGUGUUCUGGCUAUACUGGGCGAUGCAGAACAGACUCACCUUCCACGGCGGCUGGGCGAUCGCUACAGGGAUAAUGAUCAUCUACACUUUUGCCCCCCUUUUUAUCCUAUUUGAGGAAGACGCCCCCAGCCCGGACUAUUUCAAAAAGCGCCGAAUUACCCCCAGCGCCCCGGAUACUGCGCUUCUCAUUCCCUGCUUCAAAUCUGCCCCCGUCAUUAGGCUCACCCUGGAAGCCGCUCUGAGAAUCUUCCCUGCGGCUCACAUCUUCGUCAUCGCAAACGGUGACUCCCCGAAGCCAAUCGACAACACUGAGGAGAUAUGUCGCUCCUAUGGGGUGAACCAUAUCUGGUCUCCCAUUGGAUCCAAAAUCAUCGCCAUCUUCGUUGGCUGUUACGCCGCCAAAGCCUUCCGCUAUGUCCUUCUGAUCGAUGACGAUUGCGCGCUCCCCCCUAGUUUCCUCGUUGUGAGUUCCCGGCUGACAGAUCGGGUGCGCUGUAUCGGCUACACCAUUAAAUCCGUUGACCCUCAGUCCUCAAAGAUAUCAUUCUGCCAGCAGGCUCAAGAUCUGGAGUACAAGAUGUCUGGCCUGCAUCGCACAUUCGCGGGGAGAAUCGGCAGCACUACCUUCCCUCACGGAGCGAUCUCCCUGUGGGACCGAGAGUUCCUAAAACAGGUCUUUCAGGACCAUCCGGGGUUUUCAAUCAGCGAGGACUGGUUCCUCGGAAAUAGUUGUCGUCGUAUGGGCGGCCGGAUCAAGAUGUGUAGCUCGGUGUUUGUAGGGACGGCCACGCCGUCGGCCAUCUUCUACGCUGGUGGGUCACGAAAAAGAGGAGGAUUCGGAGAGAUGACUGUAUUCAAGCAGCGUUUCCUGCGGUGGAAUUUCUUCUUCGCCAGCGGUCUCUGGUACAAUCUAUCUUAUAUCUUUGGAUCGUGGAGGCUGGGCUGGUGGGAGAUCGGGACUAAGGUGUUUGUUUUACAGGAGAUCUACGAAACAAUUGUCUAUAUUUUCGCUCCAUUCAUACUCCCCAUCUCCUUCCUACUACGCCCUGGAUUUUGUGCAAAUCUUCUAGGGAGCACGCUGGCCCUAUACCUGAUUAGCGUCGCCAUCUUCAAUGAGGUGCAUUUACGGCUGAAAAAAGAGCGAGUUCGAUGGAGAGUCCUCCUGUGGUAUUACAUACCCUAUAAACUCGCUAUUACUCUAAUCAACGUUGCUAGCUGCUACUGGUCGCUAUACAGGUAUGCCCGGUAUUUCGCGCAGAAACACCCCAGGGUUAUCGAGAACCAAGCGGCCGUAGAGGUCGUUCUGAGGCUGGAAAUCCCGAAGGAUUCCAGACCGGAUCAUCGUGGAUUGGGAAAGAGCAUGACGGUGAGGAGCUUGAUUCGAUUCCUGUAUACAACUGGCGGGCAUUGA